UUUCCAGAGAUACGACUCUCUUUGCUGUUUGCCAAUGGCUCAGUUAUAAUUUUUAAAAAUAUUGUGGGUUUAUGAGAGUGACGAUACAUAAAUUGUAUGGAUAUUAAUUAAUAUAUAUAAUAAAUUAAAUCGCAGAGUAAUUUAAAAACUCGAUUAAUCACAAAUUAUUUGAGACUGGAGUAUGUUGCGGCAUCAUCAUUCGAUGCAAAAUCAGUUAAAAGAUCAGAACAGAAUGGUUGGACCAACUCGUCAAAUGUCACAGGGAAAUAUGAUGCCGCCACAUCAACCACAGCCACAUAUGCAUUUGCACCGUGGUAUGCAUGCUCCACAACAAAUUAUUUCAAUUGCUGGACAUCAAGCAAUGCAUGCACAUCUUCAACAUUCCGGACCACCUCGACAACCUCUCAUUAUUGGUGCUAACGCACAAAAUCCAAACGGAUAUCGACGCGUUUUAACUCUGAUCUGCCUGUGUGCCCUUAUAAUUGAUAUGGAAGCUAAAAAACAUCAGCCAAACUUACCUUAUAAUAUUGAAAAUUUGGACCUGUUAUUUGGGCCAACGGGAUGUAUCGAAGGCACGAUGUUAAGCAUCAGCGUGAAUAGACAGUCGGAUCCAGCAGUUCCAGUUAGUCAAACAGUUGUACAGUAUCAAUAUCAAGGCAACAUUCAGCAAGUAAAUUCACCACAACAACAACAGCAGCAGCAGCAACAGCAACAACAGUCAAAUCCAGGUGAAAAUAAGUCACCUACUCGUGAUGGUAGUAGAGAAUCUCGAAAUCAUAGUCCGUCAAAUCAAAAUCACGCAAAUACUACAAAUCAAAAUUUGGCAAACAUGAAAGAGAAAACUCCAAUGUGUUUAGUAAAUGAAUUGGCACGAUUUAAUAAAAUUCAACAUCAAUAUAGACUAACAAAUGAACAAGGACCGGCACAUAAAAAAAGAUUUACUGUAACAUUAAAAUUAGGAGAAGAAGAAUACGUUGCUGAUGGUCCUAGCAUUAAAAAAGCUCAACAUAGUGCAGCAACAGAAGCACUUACUAAAACAUUGUAUAUACAACCACCACCAAAACCUAGAUCUAUACGAAUUGGUCAUUCAACAAAAAGUCAAACAGGCUGUGGAAAUUAUACGAGUCAUUUACCACCAACUGUUGAACUUAAUGCAUUGGCUAUGAAACGUGGUGAGCCAACAACGUACACAUAUAAACAUGCACCGCCAACACCAAAUAUACCUUUCAAUAAUAUACCAGAUCCUCGGAUGUUUAAUCCAAAUUAUCCACGUAGUAUAAAUCAUCGUUUUCUUAAUGCUAAACCAGAAGGUCUUUAUGUAGUAACAUUGAAAGUUGGUGAUCGUGAAUUUAUUGGACAAGGUGUUACUGGUCAAGCAGCUCGGCACGAUGCAGCAAGCCGAGCUUUAGAACAAUUACGACAGUUACCACUUCCUGAAGAAGUAGUUCAAACGACUACUAAUGAAAAUGGUGCAAGCCCAGGUAUUGAAGAUCUUAAUGCUGAACUUAAAAGUCCAGUUUCUUUGGUUCAUGAGACAGCAUUAAAAAGAGGAUUAUCGGUAAGCUUUGAAGUUGUAUCAGAAAGUGGUAAACCACAUAUUCGUAUAUUUAAAACCAAGUGCAGUGUUGGAGAUACUGUUACACAUGGUGAAGGAUCAUCGAAAAAAGUAUCGAAAAAGCGUGCAGCAGAACUUAUGUUAGAUGAAUUAAAAAGGCUUCCACCUUUACCUACAACGGUACAGUGUCGACCACUUCGUAUGAAACGUAAACCUCCUGCUACUAAAAAAAAAUCACGGAAUCUUAUAAAAGAUUAUCAAGAGCCACGAUCAGAUUCUGAGAUUGCCGAUGAAGUUAAUCCUAUUUCACGUCUCGUUCAAAUACAACAGGCUCAAAAAAAACCAGAACCAAUAUAUUCAUUAGUUGAAGAAAAAGGUGCACCUAGACGACGAGAAUUUCUUAUGGAAGUAUCUAUUGGUAAUGUUUCGGCACGAGGAAUUGGACCAAAUAAAAAACUUGGAAAGCGAGCUGCAGCUGAAGCUCUUUUGUCUAAACUUGGUUAUAGUAAACCGGAAGUACAACCAAUUAAAUCGUCUAUUAAAACAGCUGAUAGUGAAAAUUCAACUAGUGAAAGUAAACCAAGAAAAGUAACUUUUCUUGAAGAUGAUAAACAUCAGCAUCAAAAUGAAACUCAAAGUCAUCCAGUUGGUGGUACUAUUGGACGUCAAUUAGUUCCAGGUUUACUUUUAGUAGAUGGUGGGCAAGAAAAUAAAGUAAAUAGUGGGCCAAGUGUUCAAGUAGUAGCUGAAGAAUUACGAGAACAGCAGCAGAGUAAUACUUCCGGUGUAUCUCCAAAAGAGCAAUUAAAAUAUUUAGCACAACUUCUUAAUUUUGAAGUAGAAUUCAGUGAUUUUCCAAAGAAUUUUCAGGGUGUAUACAAGGAGUAUUUGUCAUUGGUAUCACUAAGUACUGAUCCGCCCCAAGUUUGUCAUGGUCAUGGCCCAACUACAAGUGCAAGUAGAGAUCAAGCGGCUCUUACAGCUUUACGUACUCUUAGUAAACUUGGAUUGGAUAGCGUUACAAAUACACAAAAAAAAGAACAAUCUGCUUCAAACGAGCAGACGAAAAAUCAAGCGAAAAAUAAUAUUCUCAAUCAAGCGAUCGACAAGUAAUGUUGAUGUGUAAAAAUUGAAUCACGACAAGUUUCAUUUUUUACAGUACGUUUUGCUUCGGAUAUUAUAACAGUCUUAAAGCGUGUUGUUUUUUUUUAGUUUUUAAUUUUUUUGUUUUUUGAUUUUCUAUUAUUAUUUUGUUCUCAUUUUAUUUUUUUUUAUACAUUAAAUCGCUGACAUAGAAGCAAGAAACUAGCAGUAAUAAUGAUCGCUUGAAAUCAUUGUCGAAUCGCGUUUAUAAUUUACUCGCAGUAUUAUUGCCCUUGUGGAAUACAUAUUAAACGAAAAUAUAAAUAGAUCAAAUUGAAUUCUAUAGUCGCUUUUUAUUAUUAUUAUUUAAAAUAAUUAUUAUUUUUUCGUUUUUAUGGUAUGUUGAUCCUAACUUGUCUUCCGCUUGGGCAAAGUAACACGAUGAAAUUACGAAUAAAAUAUCGUUUAAAAUUUUAUUUAUCAAUCAUGAUCGAAGUUAACUAACCAAUUAAUAUCUCAGACGAAAUUGCGGCCAUUUCCUCAGUCUUUUGAUUGUUUCUUCUUAACUUCCAAUUUAUCGUAUCUCAUUCUUCCUAUCAUCAGUAAAACUUUUGCUAAAUUUAUUAUCUCUUUUUAGUUAUAUUUUACCGGAAACGAAUACGAAUCUAAAAGUUUAUAAUUUUUCAGUAAUGAAUAAGAAAAAAAAGUUGAAUAAUUUUAUUUUAUUCAACUAAAAAAUUAGGAUUGAAUUAUUAUCUGUUCUUCAUAAAAUGUUAUUGAUGGUUUAAAAAAAAAAUUAUUACCAAUUAAUUAUUAUAAAUAUAUAUAUAUAUUAUACAAUAUUUUUUUUCAAUCAAGUAUUUUAAGAAAUUGUUACAAAAAAAAAAAAAUUAAUGAAUUUUAAACGAAAUUUUUUUUAUAUUGUUUUGCUGGAGAUAAUAUUUUAUAAUUCACCCCGUUGCCUUAUGAUUAACACAUGAUUAAAACUGAAUUUUGUUGUAAAAUCUUAAAGCAACGUCAUUGAAUUACAUAAUAUUCUCUCGCAUUUAUUUAUAAGGAUUUAUGAUAUUAUGAUUGUAAAUUAAUUUUGGGAGGAGUCGGUAUGCGGAUGUGAAGGAAAUUGAGGAUUGAAAGCUUAUUAAACAGUAUUCCGCUGAAUACAAGUUUCACGUAUUUUUUAGAGAUAAAUUUCUUUUUUUCGAAUGCAUCAUUCCCCUAUUUCCUUUUGUAUUGAACAAUGUUGUUUAUAACACCGACAUUUCCUAAAUAAAAUCAAUCUUAUUAUCAUUGAUGAUAUAAACAUACUAAAUUAAAAAUAAAGAAAAAAAAUAAAAUUAA
This is a messenger RNA of Microplitis mediator, 3976 nucleotides long. It is a transcript of the gene stau, whose product is annotated as double-stranded RNA-binding protein Staufen homolog 2. Bases 182 to 2668 code for a protein of 828 amino acids. The transcript is spliced from 6 exons. The record is from RefSeq and is a predicted model, not a curated record. NCBI's taxonomy places the organism in Eukaryota, Metazoa, Arthropoda, Insecta, Hymenoptera, Braconidae.